UUAAUCCCAAUCAACCCGCUGCUCCUCCCGAGUGCUUCGUGGCUAAGCCUCCGCCCGCGCUCUCCGAGCACGGUGUAAAAGAAUAUCCGUGGGGAUUACGAUCCCCCAUCCUCACACCGCCAAACCAGUUGCCAAUCUCGCUCGAUCACCGAUGGAGGAGGCCUGCGAGAUCGCGCGCCUGCCGGAGGAGCUCCUCUCGGCGGCGCUCGCCCGCACCUCCCCGCGCGACGCCUGCCGCGCAGCCGCCGUCUCCCCGGCCUUCCGCGCCGCGGCCGACUCCGACGCCGUCUGGGCCGGCUUCCUGCCCCCCGGCGGCCUCCCGCCGCUCGCCGACGGGGAGCUGGCUGCCCCCGCCCCGCCCUCCUCCAAGAAGGAGCUCUUCCUCCGCCUCUCCGCCGGCCCCGCCCUCCUCCAGGACAAGCUCGUGAGCGUGUGGCUGGACAGGGAGACCGGCGCCAAGUGCUACAUGCUGUCCGCCAGGAACCUCUUCAUCGUGUGGGGGAACACGCCCGAGUACUGGACCUGGAUCCCACUCCAAGACUCCAGGUUCUCCGAAGGUGCUCAACUCAGGCAUGUUUGCUGGCUCGAGAUCCGUGGGAAGAUACACAGCAACCUGCUUUCCCUGGACACAACCUAUACCGCCUACAUGGUCUUCAAGAAAACUGAUGAUUUCUAUGGGCUGGCAUUUCCGGUCCAGGAGGCAUCGGUCAGCGUUGGAGCAACCAACUUAACCCGCAAGGUUUGCCUCCAACAUAACAAUGAUGAUGACGACGACGACGGCGACAAUGAUGACGAUGACGACUACGAUGACUGUGGGAUGCCCGAGAACUACUGGUCCAUGAGAAGGAAUGGCCUACACAAAGAAAAUGUCGCACUCCCUCAGCAAAGGACCGACGGAUGGAUGGAGCUGGAGCUGGGCGAGUUCUUCAACGAGGGGGGUGAAGACGGCGAGGUGUCCAUCAGCCUGACGGAGGCCAAAGGUGGGAACUGGAAGAGCGGCCUCAUCGUGCAGGGCAUUGAGAUCAGACGUAAGAAAUCAGGCUGAGUGAGGAGCUCCUAGUAGGAUUAAACUUGCCCGGGUCAAAGUAAAUGAACAAGGAAAGCAUAUCGUCUGUAGUGUGUGUUUUUGAACACUUCUCCUUUUGCUGCUAAAGCAUAUCAGUGUACACAUAGUUAAUGUACAUUGACGUUAAUUUGAAAGUGGAUGUGUUUCAAUCGUGA
Triticum urartu is the source of this 1221-nucleotide messenger RNA. RefSeq names its product F-box protein PP2-B10. The record is from RefSeq and is a predicted model, not a curated record. NCBI's taxonomy places the organism in Eukaryota, Viridiplantae, Streptophyta, Magnoliopsida, Poales, Poaceae. Gene Ontology annotation, molecular function: protein binding.